Paramuricea clavata is the source of this 789-nucleotide messenger RNA. The record is from the annotation of a GenBank genome assembly. Lineage: Eukaryota; Metazoa; Cnidaria; Anthozoa; Malacalcyonacea; Plexauridae.
AUGGCAGGCGGGGAAGAAGAAGUCAAAAACGCGAAAAGUUGUCAAUUCCACUUUAAACAAGCAGUCAAUCGUGAAACAGGAAAAUUGCAAAGCACCAAGUCAAAGUUCGAAUUCAAGCGCCUAGCAAAUGCCUUGCUUUCAGCACACACAGCUGCCACAUAUGACAAGGCAUAUGGAAACAUCGCCAACUUUAUUCAAGAAAAGACAUCGAAACGAAAACGAAGUGUCUUGAAAUCUUGGCUAGACUGGUGGGAUGAAAGGAAGCACCACGUCUUUGAUGCCUUUCGUACUCUUCCUUUCAUCCCAACAACCAAUCAAAGUGAGUGUCUUCAUUCAGCAUGGGAAACUACUCAAAGCUCAAAGAUGUCUUUAAUGGGUGUACUCUAUGAUGAUGUGGCAGAUUCUGUGAAAUUUGAUCGUCAUGUGAAGCUAAUUGGUGAUGGUUCUCUUGCUCCAGCAACUGGAGUUACCCAAUCGAAGACCGAGGCGCGAGAGAGAGAAAUUCAGCGACGAAAAGCUGUAUCCCAUAGUAAAGAACUGACUGUUGAAACCGAGUCUACUCUUCACUGCGACGCUGAAGAAGCAAAUCCGUUUCAAGUUGAUCCAAAUUGCAAGCAUCGCCAUGACAAACGGGUCAGAAAUAGCCAAUCUUCUAAAAAUGAGUGCCGUCGGGUAAGAAAAAGUGCUUAUGACGGAAGCGAAUCAAAUCCAUCUGAUCUAUCUGACAGCAGUUCUGAGGAACUUCCCAACAAGAAAAGCGAGGAUAAGGAAGUUUGGACAAUACGAUGA